AGGCUGGAACGCUGCCUGUCCCUACGGUGGCGGCAGGCGGCUCUAACCUUUGACCUAUCGGAAGUGAUUGCGAGGCAGCUGGCCCGGAACAGGGGGCCCUGCGAGCAGGGAGCGGAGGCAGCGAAGCUGACACAAACCAUCUUACUGUGAAAGCUGCUGUCACAAAGCAAUAAACAUUUAAUAAGGAGAGAAUGGAAAUAUGACCUUUCCCUGGUAAUACGACUUCAUGAGGAAUGUUUAACAGCCACUUCAGAGCAAGCAAUGGAGAAGAGAAAACAUACGGUGGGUGUGAGGGCCCUGAUGCUAUGUAUGUGAAGUUGAUAUCCUCUGAUGGUCAUGAGUUUAUUGUAAAAAGAGAGCAUGCGUUAACAUCAGGAACAAUAAAAGCUAUGUUGAGUGGUCCAGGUCAGUUUGCUGAAAAUGAAACAAAUGAGGUGAAUUUUAGAGAGAUUCCAUCCCAUGUCCUAUCCAAAGUAUGCAUGUAUUUCACCUACAAGGUUCGCUACACUAACAGCUCCACGGAGAUUCCUGAAUUCCCAAUUGCACCUGAAAUUGCACUGGAACUGCUGAUGGCUGCAAACUUCUUAGAUUGUUAAAUAAAAUAAAUUAUAAUAAAAAUGUAAAACUUUUUUCAGUAUUUAAUACCUGUAGUUCAGUUAGUAACUUUUUUUUCAUAUAGCAUGCUGCGUAUGUGUGGUGGAGGACUGUAAAGUUCACUGCAGAGGCAAUUAUCUUCAGAUCUGUUGCAUAGCUAUCAUUCAAUUUUAUAUUUGUUUUGCUGCUUACACAAAUAAGGCCCUUUUCACAAACAGACGAAUAAAUAAAUAUGCCGAUUAGUAGAUGGCUAUGCCUUAUCCUUUAGGUGUGGCAGAACUUUCUUUUAAUGCAAUGAUCCUUUAAAAUACUGGAGUUUAAGCCGAUGCUACUUAAAAGCUAAUAUUAGCUAAAUGUGUAGGUGUUUAGCAUUUCUAACUUUCUCUUAUUGUUGCAAUUUUUAAACCUCUGAACUUUAUCACCUUACAGGGUAAUUGUCCCUUUAGCAUAGUUAGAACUUUAGUUAUAUUAGCACUUGUAUUAUAAAUCCCCUUUUCAAGGAUUUGUAAACUGGCGUAAACAUUCACGUUGGGCUGAAAACAGUAUCUAGGAUAACUUUUUAUCGUUUCUAUUAAAAUUUAGCUAUGUUUUUAGAAAUGGAAAAGUAUACCCGAUUUAUUUUUCAGUCAUAACUUAACUCUCCCCUCUGAAUAAUUUAAAAUGUUCAGGUCACUUGUCUAAUAAAAAUGCAGCCCUUCUGAUAGUGGAAUUAGAAUUAAAGAGCCAUGUUAAUAGCUAAUGCUAACUAGUGUAUGUAUACUCUCUUCUGUUCUAUAUAAAAUGUAAGUUUAUUCAUAAUGUACUGUCACUUGACCUAAUAUACAAGAUUUAUAAUAGCCUAAAAUGGCUCUUUUCCACUGUUUGUGAUUAGUUAUGUAAACUCUGUAUUUACUCUUAGAUCAAAGCCUUUUAAACUUCCUAAAUAUGGCUACCAAAGAGGUCGUUCUUUUCCCUCUCUUUUUUCCUCCCUCUCCCCUGCCUCUCCAUUGUUUAUACAAGAAAAGCUGAAUAUUGGUGGCUCUUUCAUUCUUCAUUGAAGUAAAGAGGUAUUAAACAGAUGUUUGA
Messenger RNA from Gopherus evgoodei (Goodes thornscrub tortoise), 1659 nucleotides. It is a transcript of the gene ELOC, whose product is annotated as elongin C. The transcript has 5 exons. Lineage: Eukaryota; Metazoa; Chordata; Testudines; Testudinidae. The coding region runs from base 234 to 596 and encodes 120 amino acids. Gene Ontology annotation, cellular component: elongin complex. Gene Ontology annotation, biological process: ubiquitin-dependent protein catabolic process. Gene Ontology annotation, molecular function: protein-macromolecule adaptor activity. The record is from RefSeq and is a predicted model, not a curated record.